CAAUACGAAAGCAACGGCUCCUACUUCGUACACACUUUAUUGCCUCAAGAUUUCGCAACCAAAUCACGACUUCCAAGUGAAUAAACAGCAUUACCUUCUAUUUGGAAUAACACUGCGCCUCAUCUAAUUCCGAGACCUUCACGUCUUCACACUCGUCCAGCUCUCAUCAUCAUGGCACGAACGAGGCGAUCGCGUCCCGCGCCGUCCCGCGAACCAGCUGCCGUGAACGAUUCCGAGCUGGGACAACUUCCGACAAGUGGCAGUGCCGGCAACAUCAGAGACCGCCAGAACCUCAAUCAGACUCAACGGCAGAGUCGUCGAACGAGAACAGCCAAUACGGCCUCUACCCCUUUGGACGCGAAUCACGGGGACGCACUCGAGGUCACCGGUGCCGUCCGUGAUGUGGCUAUGCGGAGGCUGGCCGCGGAAGACGGACCGACUUCCUCUUCCACCAACGCGGCACGCGAUUCAGACGAAGGCAUGGACGUGUCAGUCGAGGUCGGAAGGAAAGCGCAUGCGACACCUGCUCAGCACCGCAGAGACACGACUGGGUUGGACCUCGACGACAGUUUGUUUGGUUCUCUCGACAACAGUUUCGAGCAUGACGACGAUGCUGCUGCUCCCCCAAGCGGUCAGCGAUCCACAGACACGUCGACUAUGAACACUAGUGUGUUCAGGCGUCGGGGUCGCGCACCGAGCAUUAGCUUGCAGGGCAACGAGGCUCCUAUCCGACCGAGCAGUCGCGGCCAGGCCACCCCUGCCAUCAGCUCGUCCUUCAACAUCGGCAUGUUCAAGCGAAGAGCGAGGGAGCCGAGCAUCUUGGGCACUGCACAGAAGGAGCGUGCAGAGAGAGCCAUCGAGAUUUCAUCCGCGUCCAGUUCCGAAGACGAAGACGAAGACGAAGAAGACUUCGCGCCAGAGGCCGAAUCAACGCCGCUCAACCGCCGAAAGACGUUGCAGCGAUCCUCUCCGACCGGUCGUCUCCAAGAAACAGAAGCGUCGUCUCCUGACCGUGACUCGCGCAAGAGGAAAAGCAUAGAGGGUCAUGAUAUGAGCAGUCGCCCGGACAAGGUUGCACGAACGAGUGGACCUGAUUUAGACGGGGCUCGCCACGACGCAGCUUCCGAUGCGGCUUCCGACGCGGCUACCGAGGCAGCUCUCGAGGCAGCUCUCGAGGCAGCUGACAGCGAUGAUGAUUCAAAUCUAUCUUCUUUGCCGUCUCUACCCUCGCCGGAGCUCCCACCCUUGCAGAUGCACCGUCCGUCCACUCCCAUUGACCAGGAGGCCAUCAUGGCACCUCCGGAGAGCAGCGGAUCCGAGGAAGAGGAAGAGGACAACGCGUGGCCCGAUAUCCGCGAACUAGCUAAGAGAAGACGUCAUCACCCGCCUGUUACUCCCCUUCGCGACGGGCAUGUCUCGGACAUAUCCUCUCCGCCGUCCCUGACUCACUCUCCUAACAACCGCGUCACGAGGGGCCGGCAACAGGAGAAGAAGAAGAAGAAGAAACAGACACGCCAAAGCUCCCCUCACGUAACGACUGCCGUCCUCACCGACCUGCUCCCCCGACGGCGCCAUGAGAAGAACCGCGACGAGCAUGACGACUCCGAAUCCGAACUCGACGUCUCCAGCCUCGGCAACGACGACGACGAGCUCACGUAUCUCGACGCCAGGGCAACCCGACGGCGUGGGAGGACGACCCCUCACAAUCGAGGCGCUCCGUCAAAUGCACACAGCGCCGGCACAUCCAAACCGGGCCGUCCGCGUCGGACCUACCAGCGGCGGUUUUCGGACAAGGAGAACGGAGGCGGCGAGGAGGGAGCGAGCAGUCUGACGCCGGCUCCCGAUGACACGUUUGAUACCGCCCAGAGCAGCGAUCCCAGAAAUUCCGUCGAGAUCAAGAACGCUAUCAAGAAGUUUAAGGAAGUCGACAAGUGGGAGCUUGCUUUUGAGGAGAUGACGCAGAGUUCUUCCUCCACGACGGGCCGGUGAUACAUGGUGGUCAUGAUGUGCAGUGACGAGUGAUCAUGGUGACAAAAAUGGGUGUCCCGGCGGGGUACGGAGAGACGGCGUUGACGGCGUUUUGAAAUCCGGAUCAUAAGGGGGGGGGGAAUGGAGGGACAGUGAAUUGCGAUUGAUGGCUUCAAGGAAGAGCUCCGUUGGAGUUGGUUGGUUGGGAUGCGCAUUUGGCUUAGCUGGGUCUUGGUUCUUUUCGUCUCAAGCGAUCCUCUCCUCAGUUGGUAGGCGAUCUUUCAGUUGCCCUUCCGACGAGUAUCUACGCUUCUCUCCGAUCAAGGCAUAAGCAAGCAUGGUUUCUAAUG
Messenger RNA from Sodiomyces alkalinus F11, 2318 nucleotides. RefSeq lists its product as hypothetical. NCBI's taxonomy places the organism in Eukaryota, Fungi, Ascomycota, Sordariomycetes, Glomerellales, Plectosphaerellaceae. Bases 172 to 1989 code for a protein of 605 amino acids. The record is from RefSeq and is a predicted model, not a curated record. The transcript has a single exon.